Eriocheir sinensis (Chinese mitten crab) is the source of this 11402-nucleotide messenger RNA. RefSeq names its product sterol regulatory element-binding protein cleavage-activating protein-like (gene SCAP). The coding region runs from base 1145 to 5290 and encodes 1381 amino acids. Gene Ontology annotation, biological process: SREBP signaling pathway. The record is from RefSeq and is a predicted model, not a curated record. Gene Ontology annotation, cellular component: Golgi membrane; endoplasmic reticulum membrane. Lineage: Eukaryota; Metazoa; Arthropoda; Malacostraca; Decapoda; Varunidae. Gene Ontology annotation, molecular function: protein binding; sterol binding. The transcript has 17 exons.
UGAGGGUGAGCUGGCAACCCCUUCAAGGCACGGAUAACAAAAUACACACAGCUUCGUCUGCCGAGCUGGGGAGGAGGAACGUUGUGGCAGUUGUGGCACACCGUUGGCACCAAGGAGACUCUUAGUUGGCACUGCACCCUGACUCACCACCAGGGACUCGAUCAGUGACUCACACGGGCCAGUCAGUGCUUGGGAGGGGGAAUCUUAAGCCCGCCCGUGAUUCAGUUUGGCUCGUCUCCUCCUGGCCAUUCCUCGUUCCUGGCCCUCCGUGGAUUAACUUGGCCAGGUUUUGUGUUUACCAGGGCCAGUCAGUGCUUAAGAGUGUAAAUAUUUGGCCCGUGAUACAGUCUGGACAUCCUACUCUUGAAACUCCUGGACAUUCCUCGUUCAUGGCCCUCCGUGGACUAGCUUGGCCAGGUCUUCGUGCAUGCCAGGUCCAGUCAGUGCUUAAGAGUGUAUAUCUUGGCCUGAAGUGAGUCGUGUUGGCCUGUAAUUCACCUUGGCCACUCCUACUUCUGGCCAUUCCUCUUCCCUGGCCCCCUGUUACACUGCCCAGGACCUACCUUAGUCAGAGCCCAUCCUUGUGAUCCCUGGCCACCAUUGACACUCUGGCCCAUGAUGCAGUGACCCCUGGCCAGUCCUCCCUCCUGACCCUAUGGCUAACCUCACUGGCCAUGGUUGGAAGCUCCGAGCAGUGUUUCACAUUACCCCUCCUAUGCAUGGCCAUCAUAGCCAUAACAAGAACCAACUCUAGUGUGAUUUUGCAUUAGUUUGGGGUCUGCGUUGGCCAUAUGUAAAAGUCUCUUGGCCAUGGUGAUUGGCGCUGGCCAGAGACAGUUGUGAUAAGUGUUUAUUGACCUCGAGCUGUGAUGUACCCCGGCCAUGGUGAUGUGUUCUGACCAUAGGUGUUAGUGACAAGUGGGCGUGUGUUCGCGUGUGUGUAUAGUGCAUUUGUGGCCUAUGAUGUAAGUGUGCUGUGCUGUGGGGUGAGCCGACUGACUGAGUGUACUUGGCCAGUCAGGCUGUAGGGACCGUCUGUUACACGUACCUAACCCUGGAGGGUCAGACAGCCCAGACGUCUCACAUCAUCAUUACUGCAUGUGUAUAGGACUGAAUGGUCAGUGUGACCUGAGGAGCGCAUGAGAUGGCUGAGGAUGGCGGCGGAGCGCCAUCUGGCGCCCUGCCCGACCUGGUAGCUCAGUGCUACUACCGCUAUGGCCUGUUGGUGGCCACACAUCCCAAGAAGGUCAUCUUCCUUGCCUUCACUUCCUUCCUCAUACUCUGCACCCCCUUGUGGCACCUGCCUCUCCCCGGCUACCUACCCCAGGAAUAUGCCACGUCACUCUUCAACUACAGUGUACCUCCCCCUGCCCCCGAGGGAGGCAUCCGGCUGGACCCCUCCCCGACCCCUGUCCCUCUGUGGUACCAGGGCCCACCCCUCGCCUACAUUCUGCAGAUUGUGGUGAAGAGCGGCGUGGUGCCAUGGCAGGAGGGACUGACCAUCAGCGACAGUUACCGAGGUCCUCUCUCCACUGUGUUCCACCUUGCCCAGACCAUCAGCAACUACCACCUUCAGCACAAUGAGAGUGUGACACUAGGCAGUGAGUGUCUCCUUAUUGAGGGUGUGGUGAAGAAGAUGCAGUCGGCAGGCCAAGUGCUGCCUCACUACAACUGCCUCAUGCUCUCCCCGGCUGACUUGUGGUCCCGGAAUCUUCAUACCUUUGUGCAGGACCCUCACAUCCUUCUGACUGUCAAAUCCCUCAUGGCCAGCUAUGAAGGACAGACCAACGUAGCGGACAUCCUCUUCGGUGUGCCUUCAAGGGAGAGCGGCUUCCGGCACAGCAGGAACCCAGAGCGCGUCAUCACCUACGCCGCCACACUGGCCCUCAAACAUUACAAUGAAGAGUUUGUGAGUGGCCUGGAGCAGGAGCUGACGUCCCGCUACCCCCUGCACCAGCCCGUCAAGCCAGGCCGGGAGGAGGUGACCCAUGUCUACUUCCCAUCCCGCCUCUCACUCUGGGAAUUCCUGCUCAUCAUCUUCUAUUGUGUCCUCUUUGUGUCCAUUUACUUCUCUAUUCUGAAGAUGGAUAUGUUCAAGAGCAAGUUAGGGAUGGCCAUCAGUGUCCAGGCCACCCUCAUUGCCUCCCUCUGCGUCUCGGUGGGUUGCUGCGCCUACUUUGGGCUGCGGCCACUGCACAGCAAGGGCAAGUUUGUGUACCCUGUGCUGGCUGGACUGAUUGGGUUUGAGAACAGCAUGGCCUUGAUGCGUGCUGUGUUACAGACUCCAUCCCACCUGGACACUAAGAUCAGGGUGGCACAGGGGCUGGCCCGGGAAGGGUGGACCAUCACCAAGUACUUCCUCACAAUGAUCACUAUCGUCACCAUCUCUUUCUUCCUCUUCAUUCCCCUGGUGCAGGAGUUCUGCAUCUACGGCUCAGUGGUGCUGCUGUGCGACCUCUCCACGCAGCUCAUCUUCCUGACGGCAGUGCUGUCCAUCGACCUGCACCGCUACCAGGAUUCAGAGGACCAGCGCAAGCCUCCCCUGGUGGGGAGUGCCAUGCCCUCCCACAACCUUCUGUUCCGCUAUCAACCUCCUGGCCCCACUUCAGGUCUCAGGAUCCUACCUGGCAGCUCCGGGUCAUGUGGGACAUCUGUGCCCAACCUGCACCGCCGGGCUGCCCCAGGAGGCUCCUCUGUGGACUGCAAUGGCCAGGACCGUGUGGCCCGGCCUCAGCCCAAGCCCCGGGGCCCAGAGACUAUGCCCAGACGACUGCGGGUUGCCUACUUCCUCGCCAAGAAGCGCAUGUUUCAGCGCAUGUUCAUGUGUGUGUUUGUCGGGUGGAUUGCCUUCAUGGUGUACAGCUCGGGCCUCAUCGAGCACUUCUCUGAGCCGGCUGAGGACCUGCGGCGCCCGAGGGACCUUCCCUCCGUCAUAUUCUCCCUCACCAACCGCAGUAGCCACCUCUACCAGCAGGUUGUUCCUCCAGAUCCCAGCCAGACCCAGCCGCCCUCCAGCCUGGCCUCCCAGCCCCCCUCGCUUCCACCGUCCACAGCUAAUGACACUGCACCAGGCCAGGACAAUGGCCUCAAGCUCCUGAAGCAUCGCACCCGCUCAUUGCUGCGCAGACUCCCUCACUCUCACUGGCCAACACUGUUCAGCUACUACAACAUGAGCAUCACUGGCCACUACUUGAGCCUCCUGCCGCCCAUUCUGUUGUCCCUCCCCAUUACUCCUGAGGAGGCGAGGGAGGUGCACAACCCCACCGACCCCAAUGUGGGACCAUGGACGCUGCAGCACGAAAGCUCAGAAGACGACGAGGUUUCCUGGCAAGAAGAGUCUGCCUUCAUACCCUCAUCCACUGGAGAGCUGUUAGUGACGGCUGUGUUGAUGAUCCCGGCGGUGCUGUGCCUGGUGUACGCCAUGGUGGCCUUUUACCACUGCGUGUGCUCCCGGAACUAUGCUGAGUGGCGGGCCUCCUGGUGGGGGCAGGAGGGCACCAGCGAUGAGUCUGCUCAGAUCAUUGGUGAUGCAUUGCCACUGGUGCUGGCCGGCCACCCCCAUGAUGUGGAGUGCAUGUGUACUGAUGGGCAGGUGUUGGUGUCGUCCUGCCUGGCGGGGGUCAUCCGGGUGUGGGACCCCAGCACGGGGGAGUGUCUGGCCAACAUCAACCGUCAGAGUCAAGCCAGGCCAGGGAAGCGCGAGGGCUCUCCGGAUGAUGGGGAGGAGGUUCACUCUGACUAUGAGUCUGGAUCCCCUCGCUCCCAGCACGGGGACUACAGCUACAUGCACCGGGCCAGCACAGACAACGACAGGAGUAUAUGCAGCUGUGGGCCCAUGGGGGAGGAGGAUGACAGUGACCCGGAAGGACCAGAUGUGCAGGAGUUGACUCGAAGUCAGUCCAGCGGCCUUUUCCACUCUUUCCCUGACCUCAGCCCAGCCAUUGACCUUCACUUCCACCAGAGCAGCCACUCCACAGGGUCCCCCAGCAGCAACCCCUUCAGCCACUUUGAGAGAUACUACCAGGAGCACCGGCAGCGGCGGGCCAGGAAGACCUCAGAGUGUAUAGAGCAGGCCGGACGCUGCCUGGCCGGACACUCCUCCACGGAGCACUUGCUGGCCAGCAGGGAGGGCCGGAACAUGAGCUCUGGCAGCAUCUCUGCACCUUCACUCCUUGGCCAGGUGUCUCUGGAGGGGGAGGAGCUGCCUCCCAUAUGGUGCCUGGAAUGCCAGAAUGCCCUGGUGCUGGUGGGCUGUGGCUCAGGCAGGGUGGAGGUCUGGGACAUGUACAGCUGUUUGCUCAAGUGUGUGUACGAGGACAAGACGCGUGCUGGCGGCGUCACCUCCAUGCGGAUGUCAGGUAACCGGGUGAUGGUGGCACGGCUGACAGGCGUGGUGGACAUGCUGCUGUUGGAGGCUGCAACCACUGUCACCACGCCAGCCUCCACCCCCACUACGGCCCCCACUGCCUCACCCCUUCACCACCAGCAUGCCGACGGGGCAGCUGCUUUCCCCAUCCAGCACAACUACCAGUACCCCCGACGGCCUGGUCACAGUCGGGGGGGCAGCGGCAGUGGCUGGACCUUCAACUAUGAUGAGGCGCUGCGUCUGGUGCGUUAUGCCGGCAUGCGUGCACAUCAGCAGCCCAUCACCGUCAUGACCUGUGACCACAUGCGCCUCAUUACUGGCGCACAUGACCACACCCUCAAGGUGUUCAGCAUGGCGGAUGGCAGUGCACUGUUCACCCUUCACGGUCACUGUGGGCCCAUCACCUCGGUCUUCAUGGACGGGGGCAGCCUGGAGGCCCUAGGGAGUGAGGGUGAGGUGGCUGUGGACCUGGGCGUCGGGGCCAUCAUCGGCAGCGGCUCCCAGGACGGCAUGCUGUGUGUGUGGGAUGUGGGGACCGGAGCGUGUGUCUACAGUGUCCAGGCACACCACGGGGCCAUCACCACCCUCACCUGCACCACCAGCUACAUCCUGUCCCUGGGCGAGGACGACAAGCUGUGUGUGUGGGAGCGCUUCCAAGGCCACCUGCUCAACACGCUCCAGAUGACCCAGAUGUACUGCACCAGCAUGGUCAUGCUCACCAACAAGCUUCUCAUCACCAGCAGACAAGGCUCGUUAACAGUGUGGGACAUCACCUCCGGCACACCAGUGCGUGUCGUGCGUCUCGGUGACCGUGAUGAGAGUGUCUUUAUCCGCCACCUGAUGCCCGUGGCAGACACUAUCGUGUGUGAUUACGGGAACCAGCUGCGUGUGGUGAGGUUGCCGGUGGCUGAGAAGUAUGACUGAAAAAGUCAGCCAAUGAGUCAUAUGAAGAACUGAGGACCCCAAGCUCUUGGUGAAAUGGCCAUGACAACUCCCAGCUGGGUGCAGAUAAGACGUCAUUUUUGUGUCUGUGUAGUAUUUAUUUAAUUGUGUAUUUAUAGGUGAGGUAUGUGUAGAAACCUUGCAAAAGCAGGGCCAUGCCUAGACUCUAGUGCGCUGCAUUCUUGGCAAACAGCAGAGAUUGUUGUGAGCUCAGCGUAGGACCACUGCCAGACUAACACACCCAAGCCUUCAAAACAUAUUAUUAUAGAAAAGAUAGUGCUGGAAUCCAAUAUUUAUGCUCCAUUGGAAUAUGCUUAUUUGAAUGUUUCAUUAAUUAAUAUUAUAGAACCGUAUUACUUUGAACAUAGUAAAGAAUGGGAAUGAAUGACAAAUUUGCACUGAAGAAUUUAGCACAGAGGUUGUCUGUGAAACUUGCUUUGUGGGAUUCAGUAUUCCCCACGGGGCAUGUUCGCCUAUUCACAUGCAUCACUUAAAUCAGGAAAGGAGUUGAGGUAUAAAAAUGAAUUAUUACCAAGAAAUAACUGAUAUUCAUUUUUUUAUAUUUGGCAGCAGGUCAUUUUUAUGCCUCCACUUAGUUUUCUGGGGUAUUGUUUUUUUCCUGAGGAGUAAUGAUUGGAAUGAAGCACAAGAAUUGGCCACUGCUGCUGGUGUGCCCUCGGCCCAUAGACUUUACUGGUGGGUCCUGCAGCACACUGGUGGCUUGCGUUUGAGAAAAUUUGUCCAUGAAGUGAAAUUUUCUUACUGAACUUGCCUCCACAGUUUUAUUGCAUUGAAUGAAUGAUUUUUACUAGCCAAAAUGUGUGGCAUAACAAACCUGAUCUAAUAUUUUAAAUAGUGUGGCUUAUAAGGUAGGCAGUUAUUAGAACAGUAAUUUUAAUACCACUAAAAAUACUCUACUUAGUCACUGAAAGAUUGCUUGCUCAAGGAGGGAAAAAGUGACUAGCAGGGAUUCCAAGACAGCAAGACGUAACUGAAAGCAGCAUGAAAGGGACAGACACCAAAGGAGGAUGUCAGGAGGUUUGUCUUUCCCUUUCAUAUGUGCAGGACAUAAAUUACCCUCUAUUCAUUCUUCCCUUUCUUCUAGCAAGUAUUCUUGAGUGUUUUUGUUAUAUCUUUUAUAAGGAUGAGUAGUGGAAAGGUACCUGAGAAUGACACCUACCCGGCCUAUGCAGGAACGAGGGUUUGUUGAUAGAAGAGCUACCAAAUUGAAGUUAAAAUUAAGUAAAUACAUAUGGGAAAGUACCCAUUGCAGAGCAGAAAAGUUAGCAAGUUACCAGCCAAUGAUCAAUUUCUCUAAAAUUUCAACGUUGAAUUUAUCAUUUUGCGCUCAUGUCUGUAUUUACCUAGUUGUAUUUACCUAGUUGUGUGUGUGUGUAUGUGUGUGUGUGUGUGUGUGUGUGUAUAUAUAUAUAUACUUGGGGAGUGAAUGCAGCUACAGAUGCAUGUAUGAGUUUGUAUAUAUGUGGAUGUGUGGAUGCACUUGAGAAAAAAAGAAGAUAGGAGAGAAAUUGAGAGUGGCAUUCUGUGCAGCAAGUUCAAAUGACAACUUGUUAGGUCACUCAGAAUUAUCACAAACUAAGGAUAAGUCACUAGCCAGAUGCAGCCAUUGUGUAUUGAUCUUGCAUUAGGAAAACAGUGCCAUCAGAAGUAGUUGUACUUCUAGACACUGAUGAAGAUGUGUUGAUUACUGCCCUACUUGGUUCUCAAAGCUGCAGAAAUGUAUCCAGGGAGUCAGAUUCACUAUCAGAAUGUUCUAAGAUAUAUAUUCUCGACAAGAAAAUGGUAAUUGAGAUUUCCAAUGUAUUUAAGUACCUCUACCACCACCAUCACCACUGCACUCAUCACCACCACUAUUACAUUCAUCACCACCAUCACCACUAUCUCCAUAUUCAUCAUCAUUACCACCACCAUUACUGCGCUCCCUAUCAUGGAAAUCAAGCACACCAUUCAGCAAAUGUUGGCUAAAAAAUGUCAAAGGUUCCCUAAAGGAGCAGCAGACAUUAUGGCAGAUCACAUGCAGUGGUGCUCCCACUCGGCAGGGAAACGAACUAGUCAGGUUUUCGUCUUUGUAAGGAAAAAAGGAGACACACAAGAUCUCUAAUAACUUGGACGUUAUGGUGGUGAGGCUAAAGGAGUGACUCGAGUUCAGAAACAAGCCUUCUAGAUUCACAAGGCUGCCAGUGCCACUGCAGCUAAAUCUCUGCCCUGCCUGCAAGGAUAAUGUUUAUAUGGGGAAGUAAGUGAUUGUUUUGCUGUGUAGUGAAAGAUUAAAGGCAGCAAUGAAGAUGAAUGCUUCAACGCUAAACUGGAAAGAUAUGAACAUAAAUAGAAUUAUUGAGAAAGACACAAAUUGUCUUUUGAUAAUGAAUUCAGUUUCACCUUUCUGUAGGUUAUACAUUAACACCUGUAUUGCUUGAACAGCUUGAUGAACCACAAGAAACUCCUUUUGAUAAACGCAUGAUUUUGGAUUCUUUUAGAAAGUAUUACCUUGUGUUUUAUAUUUUUGGCAAAGUAUGUAGUGAGAGUUUUACAUGUCAAAAGAUUAUUGCAAAUUAAGUAAAUGUUGUGGGAAAUUGUUUUAUAGGGAAUGUUAUCAUGUACACAUUAUGGCAUAUAGAGGAUGGUCACUUGUAGGAUAGGAAGGCAAAGUAUGCAAGGAGAAAGGGAAGGUGAAAGUACAAGAGUAUUAUCAAGUAGUAGGAGGCAAAAUAUGUAAUGAGUGUGGGAGGAGGAGAGUACAAGAGUAAAUAAUCAAGGAAUGGGAGGCAAAGUAUAUGAUGAGAGGGAGGCAGAUGAGAAUGCAAGAGUUGAUGAGUGUGAGAAUGUAAGGCAGUGUAUGAGAGAAAGGGAAUUGAAAAUGCAUGAGCUUAUGAGUAUAGAGUGGGAACCAAAGUAUGUAAAGACUAAUGAGAGGACAGUAGAUGAGAAGGCAAGAGUUUAAUGAGUGUGGAAUGUAAGGCAAAAUAGUUAACAAGAGAAGGGUGUGAGAGCACAAAAGUUUGAGUUUGGAGUGAAUAGCAAAGAGUGGUUGGAUUAAAGUGCAAGAAUAUGGCGUGAAAAACAAUGUGUCUAACGAAAGAGGAAGAAGAAUAGACUAACAAUAUAUAAGGAUGAAGUGUGUAUGUAAAGAAUCAGCUGGAGACUUUUCUUUAAGCCACUCUCAUCAGAUAAGUUUUGAAGACUGAACCAAAGGACAAAGAGAUGAGAUAAUGUAAGAUACAGCAGAGGAUAAGCAUGUGUAUUUAAGGGUUGCUCUGCAGAUUGUGUCCUCUAAGUGGGAUUGCUCUCUAGUCAGUCACAUUUACCAGUUGCUAGCCAGUGCUGGAGGUGUGUGUCAUGCAUGUAGUGACCUUGAUGCUGUGAGUGGACUGAUAAGAUGAAAGGCAGUGUGAGGGAGUUAAUCUUUUGUCCUUGUUGUAAUGUGUAUAUAUGACCUGUGUGGUAUUUCUUGGACCUCCUCCUCCUCCUCCUUAUCAUAUUAAUUUCCAGCACCAUUAUUAGCACCAUAGCCAUUGUCAGUAUACUAUUCCUGAUAUUCAGCAAAGAGGCGUCCUGGAUCUGUAAAGGAAGGCAUUGGUCAACAGAGGGAUAGAAUGCUGCUCUAAUGGGUUGCAUAGCCAAGUUCACAUGGGGUGUAUUCACCAAUUUGUAUGUUAUAUUUCAGUUAGGGAAAAAUUCUACUGUAAAAAAUUGUCCCCAGAUAUGGAAAUGAACUAUUCUCAAAAUACAGAAUGUUACCUAAUCUGUUUUGACUAUAGAUCAUUUUUAUGCUUCAACUCCAUUUUCCAGAGUGGCUUUUUGCUACUAUCAUUACUAAUUGAGAUAAUUCAUAAGGACUUCUUAGUGCACAUAACCGCUUUGCCAUCUCUCAGCCAGACAGGGGAGGGUGUCAUGUACUGGGGAAUCCAGGACGACAACAUUUAUCUCCAGGAAUUAAAAUUAAGUACAGUAUAUGAGAAGAUAACUAAACUGAAAGAUGUCUUCUAAGCUAAAAUGAAUUAACAAAGAUAGGUAAAAUAAUGUUAUAUAGGGAUCUGUAUUAUGUGAAAGAUUUUUAAUUCAUUGCCUCUGUCAUCAGUGGUCAUAGGCUGCAUGAUAUUAUUACGUUUAAAGUAUUCAUCUUUUUUACCAUUUUUCUGAAAGAUUACACGUUGACCAUCCUGCACUUCAGAUUAUUUCAGGACGUGAGAUAUAGCCAUUAUGUGUAUCCUUGUGAUGCCAAAGUGUGUGUGUGUGUAUGUGUGUGUGUAUAUAUGGAGGCAUUGCAUUAUUGGGAGGUGAAUGGGGAUUGCAUGAAGGUGUUUUUUUCCUUUACUUUGUAAAUAUUUCUGUUGAUGCUUUGCUUGGGUGUGUGUAUUGAAUGGUGAAUACUGCACUAGGGAAGGUUUUGAAGACCACAAAGUUUUGAAAAUUUUUACAAUGUUCUUCAUGGAGGUAGUUUAUGUGGUGAAGCAUUCAUUGUGUCUGGUGAGAAUUGGUGAUGUCAAUCAAGGUAGAAUUUUGAUGCACGGCAAGUUUCUUCCACCUGAAAACUUACCUUACUUAGCAUAUUGAUCAUGUGUAUUUUCCAAAAACUGUACUAAAAGAGUUGUAUUUAAUUUCGGUAAAAAAUUAACAUGGCCAUAUGUAAAUGAUAUGAUAUAUCCAUGAAUGGUCACCAGUUUUGCAGUAAAAAAUGGGACACUCGUAAACAUGAUAACUCAAUUUGCUGAGCCUGGAUAAAUGUUGGAAUGGUAAUGUUAUGAUGAAGUUAAUGAAUAACCACCACCCCAUAUUGAAAAAAGAUAUCUGUUAUGUUGGAAGUGCUUGUUGUUGCUGCAAACUUUGUUAGUCAUGUCAGCUUUACAAGUGGGGCCAGACAUUGGAGGCAGUAUUAGGGUGGAGGACGUCAACGAUGCGGAUGAGUUAACUUUAAGGAAACCUAUUUUGUCAUGGUGUGGUAGUGUCUUAGAUGACCACUUGUGUACUUGUGUGAAGAGGCUUGUAAGUUAAGGUAUGUACUGCUGUGUCAAAAGAAUGCUUAUUUCAGAGGAGUGACACAUUAGUAAGAGUAUAAAGUGUGUUUCAAUUUCCAGAUAAGGAAAUAUCUUGGUGAAUGAGUAGUCUUAAGGAGUCUUUCAAUAAGAAUGUAAUAUGAUCAUCGUCCUUAUUAUCUCAACACAUUGAUCAAACUUUUGUUUCAGAAGAACAGAUAUGGCUUCAGAAGCACAUCACACAACUAAAAGGUUGUCUAUAAUUUAGACCAAAAAGAGAUUAUUUUGAGUAAUAAGGGUAGGGGUAAGGGAGUAUUGGGUGUUCUGUGGUUUGUCCAGUCCUGUACACAGUGCUGCAUUUCAUGUACAUAGGAAGCCAAGAGUUGCCUUAACUUAACAUUUAUGUUGUCGCAGCUGAUGUUUUCAGCCUUUGUGUAGUGGAUAAGGAAGCCAGGACUGCUCCUUCCUUGUGCUGUGAGCCACAUACUGACCAAACUCUGUAGUAGAUGUACACUUAACCUCGACUUGUCUUAUAGAGACCUAUUUUUUGUAUUGGUAUUGCUUGAGGCUCCUGAGUGUAUGAAAUAUACUAUCUCUCUAGAGCAGGGUGGUUCUCAAACUGGGCUGUGCCACAUAUUUUUGGGGUAAGUAAUGAUACAGCAAGGAGUUUGACUUGUUGAUCUUGUUAUUUAGUCUCUUUAAGACUAUGGAUGACAAGUUGAUGCACCAUUCACUUCUAGUUUACACUUCUUGAAUUUAUAUUCUUGAAGCCUUUUUUAUUUUAUAUUCUGUGGCAAAAAGCUUUUGGUAUUUGAGCAACCACUAGAGUUUGAGAGCCACUGCUGUGAGUGUAUAAGGGAGAACUGUGGUCAACAACAAUGCAAGGUUAUUCAGACUGUUCACACUGAUGGCUGUGAAAGUUUCUGUACAAGUUGCCAAUAUUUUUUCUAAGUGACACAUAGUUCACUGUCAUGUGCUUCAUACUGUUCAAUGUGAAAUAUUUCCUCUAUUUUGAAGUACAGUUUUGUGAGAGGAAUUUAUCUCAUUCUGUAGCUUGUAAAUAGUCAGGAGAGUAAACUAGUAAAGUUUUUUGUACACAA